Messenger RNA from Salvelinus fontinalis (brook trout), 660 nucleotides. RefSeq names its product proline-rich protein 2-like. Lineage: Eukaryota; Metazoa; Chordata; Actinopteri; Salmoniformes; Salmonidae. The record is from RefSeq and is a predicted model, not a curated record. The transcript has a single exon. The coding region runs from base 1 to 660 and encodes 219 amino acids.
AUGAAACCUCCAGACCCUCCUAUGGCCCACAGGAAGAUGAAACCCCCAAUCCUCCCUGCGGCCCACAGGGAUAUGAAACCCCCAAUCCCCCCUGCGGCCCACAGGGAGAUGAAACCCCCAAUCCCCCCUGCGGCCCACAGGGAUAUGAAACCCCAAAUCCCCCCUGCGGCCCACAGGGAGAGGAAAUCCCCAAUCCCUCCUAAGGCCCACAGGGAGAUGAAUCCCCCCAAUCCCUCCUACGGCCCACAGGGAGAUGAAACCCCCAAUCCCCCCUACGGCCCACAGGGAGAUGAACCCCCUAAUCCUCCCUACGGCCCACAAGGAGAUGAACCCCCCAAUCCCUCCUACGGCCCACAGGGAGAUGAAACCUCCAGACCCUCCUAUGGCCCACAGGGAGAUGAAACCCCCAGGCCCUCCUGCGGCCCACAGGGAGAUGAAACCCCCAAUCCCCCCUACGGCCCACAGGGAGAUGAACCCCCUAAUCCUCCCUACGGCCCACAGAAAGAUGAAACCCCCAAUCACCCCUACGGCCCACAGGAAGAUGAAACCCCUAAUCCUCCCUACGGCCCACAGGGAGAUGAAUCCCCCCAACCCCCCCUGCGGCCCACAGGGAGAUGGGGGAGAAGAACAACUCCAUGUUAUAGGCCAAGGGAGGAUUAA